AUGGAGGAACAGAAACAUAGGCCUCAUCGGCCCUCCAAGGAGAAGAAGAAGCAUACAGGAGACCGCAAUCCAAAGGCCUUCAGCUUCGCAAAUCCAGGCCGCUUAGCAAAAUCCGCGGCUCGAUCGCACGAUAUCAAGGAGAAGCGGCUCCAUGUCCCUCAAGUCGAUCGAAUCCCCGACGAACCACCCCCUCGACUCGUCACCAUCGUUGGCCCCCCUGGUGUUGGGAAGACCACGCUCCUCAAAUCUCUUGUCAAGCGAUAUGCGAAAGAAACCCUCUCGAACCCUCAAGGACCGAUAACAGUCGUUACCUCGAAGCGACAACGUUUGACAUUUGUAGAAUGCCCGAACGAACUCGAAGCCAUGGUGGAUAUGUCCAAGGUUGCGGACAUUGUACUUCUAAUGAUCGAUGGGAAUUUCGGCUUCGAGAUGGAGACGAUGGAAUUUCUGAACAUCUUAGCGGCGAGCGGGAUGCCAGGAAAUGUCUUUGGUAUUCUCACGCAUCUGGACCUCUUCCGAAAACCGCAAACCCUCAAGGAUGCGAAGAAACGGCUUAAGACCAGAUUCUGGAGCGAGUUAUACCAAGGCGCACAUCUUUUCUAUCUGUCCGGGGUCAUCAAUGGCCGCUAUCCCGACCGCGAAAUACACAACCUCUCGAGAUUUAUUUCGGUUAUGAAGAACCCGCGACCUUUGAUCUGGCGGAAUUCCCAUCCGUACACGAUCAUCGAUAGCUUCCGAGACGUGACGCAUCCUACGAAAAUAGAAGAAGACCCGAAGUGUGAUCGGACAGUGGUACUGUCAGGGUAUUUACGGGGGACAAAUUUUGCUGCGCAGGGACAGAGAGUGCAUAUACCAGGCUUGGGUGACUUUACUAUCGCGGCUAUGGAGGCGUUGCCAGAUCCGUGUCCGACCCCAUAUAUGGAUCAAGUCGCUGCGAAGGCCUCGGGCAAGAAGGGGCGAAGACGGCUGGACGAGAAGGAAAAGAAACUGCAUGCACCGAUGUCCGACAAGAGUGGGUUGAAGAUUGAUGGAGAUACAAUUUGGAUCACCCGAGAGAAGGGUUUUACUUUCGAUAAAGACGCCGACGACCAGGAGCGUGGCGAGGGCGAAGAAUUAAUGAUUAGCCUUCAGAACGAAAGAAAGCUUCUAGGAGAAACAGAAGAAGGCCUCCAAUUAUUCGGCGGUGGUAGCGCCAUCAAAACCCUCCCUGACGAAGCACCCAAUGAUGAGGAAGAGGACACUGGCCGAAAGCACCCCCGGUCUGUAAGAUUCGUUGAACGCGACGAGGAAUCCGGUGAUGAGGCGCCUGUUGAUGAUGAAGGGUUUGUCAGUGGUGAUGAAGUUGAUUCUGAGGACGAGACAGAGAUCACGGAAGAGAAAUUGGGACGAGCGUUUAGGAGGACGGAUGAUAAGGAUGAUGGCGCCGGUGGUGAUAUUGCAUUCGCGGACAGUGACUCUGACCUUGGAUCUAUAUCCGGGGAUGAUGUGAGCGACGAAGAAGAAUAUUCAUCAGAUGAUGAGGAUGGAGCUGCACGAUGGAAGGAAAACAUGUCGGAUACUACACGGAGACUUCAUGGGCAGAGAAGAUCAUAUCGAACAGCGGACCUUGCGAAGUUGAUAUAUGACCAGGCCUUAACUCCUUCUGAGGUUCUGAAAAGAUGGCGUGGAGAAGUCGACGAGGAGGAAGGGGAUAAUGAGGGAUCGGAUGACGAGGAGACGUUUUUCAAGAAAUCCAGCGCGGAGAAGGCCGAUGAACAUUACGAAGAUCGAGCAAUUCCGAUUCUCGACUAUGAUCAGCUAGAGGCUAAAUGGUCUGUUGACGACAAUAUUGAAUCAUUGCGGCGACGAUUCACAACGGCAACUCUACUGAAUGAGGGCAAAUCCAAUGGGCAUGGAUCCGAGGAAGAAGGCGAAGGAGAAGAAGAAGAAGAUGAUGAUGAUGAAGGUGACGGAGAAUUUGAGGACCUCGAAACCGGCGAGAAUCAUAAGCCAGACGACAUCGAGGCUGAGCGAGAGAAGAACGCCCGAAGGAAGGAGGAGUUGAAGCUUAGAUUCGAAGAAGAAGAUCGGGAAGGCUUCAAUAAUGACAAAGCCAAUGCUAGACGAGAAGGUGGGGAAGAAGAGGAGUUUGGAGAAGAUGAUUGGUACGAUGCACAAAAGGCCCAGAUCCAAAAGCAACUCGAUAUCAACAAGGCAGAGUUUGAGAUGCUCGACGAAAACCAACGAGUGAACGUCGAAGGCUUCAGGGCCGGAAUGUAUGCGAAGAUUGUCAUUGAGGGUGUUGCGUCGGAGUUUGUCACCGGAUUCAAUGCGCGGAUGCCAAUUAUUGUUGGCGGCCUGUCUGCCGCGGAAGAUCGUUUCGGAUUCGUACAGGUCAGGAUAAAGAAACAUCGAUGGCACAAGAAGAUCCUGAAGACCAACGAUCCCCUUAUCUUUUCCCUCGGCUGGAGGAGAUUUCAGACAUUGCCAAUCUACAGCAUAUCAGACAAUCGGAUACGAAACAGAAUGCUGAAGUACACGCCCGAACACAUGCAUUGCUUUGGGACAUUCUACGGACCUCUUAUCGCCCCCAAUACCGGAUUUUCUUGCUAUCAAUCUUUCUCAGCCAAGAAUCCUGGAUUCCGGAUUGCGGCCACCGGCACAGUUUUGGAUGUUGAUGAGGCUCCAGAAAUCGUCAAAAAGCUCAAGCUCACUGGAACGCCGUACAAGAUCUUCAAGAACACUGCAUUUAUCCGAGACAUGUUUAAUAGCUCUCUUGAAGUAGCAAAAUUUGAGGGCGCAUCCAUCAAAACAGUAUCAGGCAUUCGAGGACAAAUCAAGAAAGCACUGAGCAAACCCGAGGGACAUUUCAGAGCCACGUUCGAGGACAAAAUCCUCAUGAGCGAUAUUGUUUUCCUUCGAUCAUGGUUCCCCAUCCGACCCCACCGUUUCUACAAUCCUGUGACCAACCUCAUUGGAUGGGAAGCUAUGCGUCUGACUGGAGAAAUUCGACGCGACCAAGGAAUCCCAACCCCUCAACAGAAGAACAGCCUCUACAAGCCCGUUGAGCGUGUAACACGACACUUCAACCCUCUCCGUGUCCCUCGUGCUCUUGCAGCAGAGCUGCCAUAUAAAUCUCAGAUCGUCCAGAUGAGGAAACAGUCGAAGCCCACGUAUAUGCAGAAGCGUGCGGUGGUUCUGGGAGGAGAGGAGAAGAAGGCUCGGGACCUUAUGCAGAAGAUCAUGACGAUUCGGAACGACAAGGCCGCGAAAAGACGAGCAGCAAAGGAAGAGAAGAGAGCAGUGUAUAGAAAGAAGGUCGAGGAGAACGCUGAGAAGCGUGGCGAGAGAGAGAAGAAGGAAAAGCAGGAGUAUUGGAGAAAAGAAGGGAAAAAGCGCAGAGCAGACACGGAUGCUGGCGGGGGUGGGAAAAGGAGACGUUAG
Molecule: messenger RNA, 3423 nt
Organism: Amorphotheca resinae ATCC 22711
Lineage: Eukaryota; Fungi; Ascomycota; Leotiomycetes; Helotiales; Amorphothecaceae
Exons: 3
Coding region: 1-3423 (1140 amino acids)
Biological process (GO): ribosome biogenesis; endonucleolytic cleavage of tricistronic rRNA transcript (SSU-rRNA, 5.8S rRNA, LSU-rRNA); maturation of SSU-rRNA from tricistronic rRNA transcript (SSU-rRNA, 5.8S rRNA, LSU-rRNA)
Cellular component (GO): 90S preribosome; nucleus
Molecular function (GO): GTPase activity; GTP binding; U3 snoRNA binding
Source: RefSeq, a predicted model, not a curated record